AUGGAUCGACCAGCCUCGUUCUCCUCUCUCCCGCCCGAGCUGGUCUCCGCGAUCUGCACGAAUCCAGAUCUUGACAAGGAAGACCUCAUCGCCCUACGUCUCACCAGCAUAUCUCAGGGAAUCCACGCCUCCGCUACAAAAGCCUUUGCCAAACGCUAUUUCACUGAUGUCCACGUCCUCUACACCGAGUACAGCCUAGAGACCUUUGUCAACAUCUGUCAACACCCAAUCUUUGGCUCUUCGAUCCGUAGAGUUCAACUGUCAAGUGCUUGCUACGAUGGGAAAUGUUUCUACGACACGGUAGACGAAUUGAUGCAAAACAAAGACUGUCACUACAGCGACUUUGCAGAAAAAAUACAGCUUCUUGCUCAGAGAUGCGAUGCUGAACGCUUCGACCAACGUCGAGCAGAUUCGCUACUUGCCCAAGCAUUCAAUGUACUCGCAAAGUCAGAUCACAGCUUCGUACUUGCCGUAGACACAAACGAAGAGGAAUCACUUGGUCGCAGUGAGGUCUGGAGUGCGCCUCUCCUCUACACGGACCACUGGCAGGCAGAUUCCAUGGGCAUGCUGAGCUUUCUCGUCCGAGCAGCAAACAAGAGUGAAUGCAAAGUACGGGGUUUGGAGUUUCGAGCCGGUCUCGACCAGGACAAGAGCAUGGACAAUUAUCUCUCUGAUGUCUGGGAGGGUUGGAAAGUUGUGGGUUCACUUACGGAGCUCAAGUUCGACUUGCCAUUCGGGAUUAGUCCUUAUGGAGACGAUCAAGGCCACGGGACGAUUCAUGAUCUGCUGUCACUGACACCCGAUCUCAAGACUCUGCACAUCCGUUCUGGAAUCUUCGCCGAGGAUGAUGAUACGUUCAGGGCCUGGGCCGAUGUGUUCUCCCGCUUACCUCUGGAAGAGCUUCAUUUGACUACUCUGUGCAUGAGUCAUGACACCAUAACUGAUCUACUGGAGGACUUGGGCCCAACGUUGUGUCGUUUGAAGAUAUCCGAAUGCAAGAUAUAUGGAUCCUGGAAGAAGAUACUAUUGACCAUCCAGCAGCACACUCUCAAGCUGGACCAACUGAAUAUCAGUGGUGCCAAGCGAUCUUGGUUCAAAGACACUGUAGCAUACAAAGGCAGCACCAAUGUUCGCUCGGGAGUUGCGAGACUGCUCAAGAAUUGA
Messenger RNA from Aureobasidium namibiae CBS 147.97, 1164 nucleotides. RefSeq lists its product as uncharacterized. The record is from RefSeq and is a predicted model, not a curated record. The transcript has a single exon. NCBI's taxonomy places the organism in Eukaryota, Fungi, Ascomycota, Dothideomycetes, Dothideales, Saccotheciaceae. The coding region runs from base 1 to 1164 and encodes 387 amino acids.